CGUCUGAAGAGCCCGUCCUCCAGAGCGAUGUUCUACCAUGCCUCCAUCGUAGGGAAGGAGGCCCAUCAUUUCUCAUUGCCCCAAGGAGCUUCCAUCACCAUCCCUCCUAAGGGGCGUUGUGUGGAGGUGACCGUGCAGUACUCCUGUACCUUCCUGAGGCCAAUGGAGGCGGUGCUACUGCUGACAUCACACUCUGCCUCCUCAGCCACUCCCUCUGGAGCCACUCUGGCCUUCAGCCUCAAGACCCAGGUCACACACAUCACCCCCAGCGGGAUAGUGAAGUGUAAAUCUCCAUGUUACCAGCUGAAGGAGCUCCAACUUAAAGUAAAAAACCAUUUCAGCAAGGAUGCCACGUUCAGGGUGGUGUUGGUGGAGUCUAAAGCCAACAUGCUGCAGGUGGAGAAGAGUCAGGAGAGCCUCAUUCAACAGUUCUCCUGUAGGACCAACCCCAGCUCAGACAACAACACCAGUCUUUCUACAGAUAGGUUGAAUGGUGGAACUGACUGUGGUGAGUGGGAGGACAGUGACCUUCACUGUGAUCCUGCAGAUGAGUGUGGUGUGAAUGAGUUCUUCAGUCCUGUCAGGAGUGUGAGUCUGGCGGGUGGACAGACAGAAACCAUAGAGCUCCACUACCUGCCCUUCCACCUGGGGAAAAGACACUGCUCCGUCCUGCUAGUCAGCCAGCAGGUUGGUGAGCAGGUGUAUCUUGUGGAGGGGACAGCAGAUCUUCCCCUGUCCUCCCCUCUGACCACAAAGCCCAGUCCUAAUGUAGUCCAUGUUAGCAGCGCCACCUCUGAUGGUGCUGAUCCCAGGCCUGCGGUGAACCUGCGUUGCGGCGUGGGCAGCACCCUGGAUGAGGUGUUGUGUGUCCCCCUGGUUAACGGGCUGUGGGAGCGGGCGCUGGCCACCGUGGGGCAGCAGAGGAUGAGCCCUGUGGAGAAGAAGAGGCGCAGCCUCACACACUCCGUGUCCUGUGGCUCCCUCCUGGUCCCUGGUCCAGUCCAGUCUGACCGUCUCUCUCCUCUCCUCCAGUCCCUCCUGGUCCCUGGUCCAGUCCAGUCUGACCGUCUCUCUCCUCUCCUCCAGUCCCUGCUGGUCCCUGGUCCAGUCCAGUCCCAGGUGGUAGAGUACAGUGUGGAGGUUUCUCUCCCGGAACACUUCCUCCUGCCUCAUACCAUCACUCUGCCUGUGGCCAGGGACGCACGGGUCACACAGGACAACCUCACAGACUCUGAGGUGGUGAUGGUACCACUGAGGUUCCAUGCCCACGUGGCCGGUCGGUUCCGGUGCCAGCUGGUUCUGCAGUCGUGGCGCGACAUCAGAGUCUACCUGCUGGAAGCCGUGGUUACCGCAGAGGGAGACCACGCCCAGCUAGAGUUCACCACGCCCGCUCACCUGUCUGUCACUCAGGACAUCCCUCUGAUCAAUGAGAGCAGACAGGACUGGCGUCUGCGAGGCUUGGUUAGUGGCUGUGGCUUCUACGGCCCUCCAGUGGUGUACAUACGGGCCGGGGAGAAGACCUGUUACCCCCUUACCUUUAGACCCACCACACAGAGCAUCGUCACGGGCAGGCUGUCCUUGCUGAAUGACACAGAUGGGACGGAGCACAGCUUCACCCUGAGAGGGGUGGGGGAGCGGUCCCUACCCCUGGACCACGUGGUGAUACACUGCUCUGUCAGACAGGUCACACACAGCACCCUGCAGGUCCCCAACUACAGCCAGCACCCCCUCACCUGUCAGGUGGUAUCAGACCUCUCCAUCGUCAGUGGACCGCCCACCUUGGACAUCAAACCAGGUCACACCGUCCCCUACACCGUGUCUGUGUCACCAUGGAAACGAGGGAAACAUACAGGGUCCAUGUCAUUCCUAGCCGUGGAGAGUGAGACAGGAACAGGGAAUGAGUCCAGGCAAUAUGAGGUGUGGUUCUCUAUAGAGGUCAUAUGUGAUCCUGCUCCUCCCCUGAAGGUGCUGGCUGUGCACUGUGCUGUUCAGAGCUCUGUUGCCGUGGAGAUCCCCCUUAGUAAUCCGGAGGCGGAGCCGCUUGAGCUGUGGGUGUGUCUGGAGGGAGAGGACCUGAGUGGAGACACCCUGGUGUGUGUCCCUCCCCAGAGCAGUCUCAACUACACAGUCACCUUCUCUCCUGCUGUAGUAGGGAAGAGAACAGACAGUGUGGUCUUCCAGUCGGAGCUGGUGGGAGAGUUCUGGUACCAACUGGACCUGCUGGCCCAACCUCCUGUCCUCACCACCUUACCACAGAGCAGCUGUGAACUGGGAAAGUGGACCAGGCUGUACAUCCCACUGGUCAACCCCACAGACGAGACACUGGAGCUGGGGAUGGUCAACAGCAACCCUCGCAACUUCACCUUGGAGCUGGACACCAGCAGACCACUCAUCAUAGCACCACACUCGUCCACCCAGGUUCCUGUCCGUUUCAGCCCAUCAACCAUCGGAGCUGGAAACCACACAGCCAAGAUCUCCUUCACCUGCUCUCAGUUGAAACACUGGAGCUUCCAGCUGUGUGGUGAAGGCCUGACCCCUGGGAGGAUGGAGCCUCUGUCUGUAGCCUCCCCUGUGGGAUCUCAUUCCUCCAUCAUCCUCCCCUUCAGGAACCCUACUGAACACCCAGCCCUGCUGCACCUCAGACUCACAGACGAGGAACCCGGUCAGAAGAGAUCAAGCCAGUCCUUCAUCUGUGACAGGAAAGUGUUCUGCAUCCCCCUCAAACAGACACAAGGUGUGCGUGUGUCUGCGGGGGCCAGUGUGGACAUUCCUGUGGUGUUUGCCCCUGACUCCAUGCAACUGCACCAGGCCUGGCUCCUGCUUCAGCUAGAGCCCCUCUUCAACCUCCCCUGCCUGGACUCACCACUCACCACGGCCCAGAGGGACAAGUGUGUGGAGGUAGAGAAGGACCGGGUGCGUGUGCUCCGCUGGGUCUACCCCAUCCAUGGCAUCCCAGAGGCCCCUCCUGAACCCUCUCGUCCAGCGGUGAUAGAAUGUGAGGCUCGCGGUCGAGUGGAGGAGAGAGUGGAGGUGCUGUUGACAGGAUGUGUUCCUGGCUCCUCCGUCAGCAACACAGACACAACUCUCAUCAGGGCCCCCUCCUCCAUCAGCAACACAGACACAACUCUCAUCAGGGCCCCCUCCUCCAUCAGCAACACAGACACAACUCUCAUCAGGGCCCCCUCCUCCAUCAGCAACACAGACACAACUCUCAUCAGGGCCCCCUCCUCCAUCAGCAACACAGACACAACUCUCAUCAGGGCCCCCUCCUCCAUCAGCAGCACAGACACAACUCUCAUCAGGGCCCCCUCCUCCAUCAGCAACACAGACACAACUCUCAUCAGGGCCCCCUCCUCCAUCAGCAACACAGACACAACUCUCAUCAGGGCCCCCUCCUCCAUCAGCAACACAGACACAACUCUCAUCAGGGCCCCCUCCUCCAUCAGCAGCACAGACACAACUCUCAUCAGGGCCCCCUCCUCCAUCAGCAACACAGACACAACUCUCAUCAGGGCCCCCUCCUCCAUCAGCAACACAGACACAACUCUCAUCAGGGCCCCCUCCUCCAUCAGCAACACAGACACAACUCUCGUCAGGGCCCCCUCCUCCAUCAGCAACACAGACACAACUCUCAUCAGGGCCCCCUCCUCCAUCAGCAACACAGACACAACUCUCAUCAGGGCCCCCUCCUCCGGAACCUCAGCAGCAGGCUUCAGGCUGGUUCUAGAAGACUUCCUAUGUGAGGUGUGUUAUAACAGUGAUGCUGAGCGGUCCCAGCUGGAGGGCUGUGUAACCCUGUCUCUACUGAACUGUCACCGAGACCCCCACUCUGGCAUCGUCUCUCUCACCAUCAACCUCAUCUUCACCCCUUACAAACCUCUCAGGUGUUCAGCUGUGCUGGCGGUUCAGUGUUUGACAGGUGGGCUCUGGAAGUUUCCCAUCAGCCUCAUCUCCACCGAGCCGCAGGUUGAUGACGUCAUCCCCAUUAACGCUGCAGGGCUACACAAGACCUCUGCUGUGGGCUUCAGACUGACCAGCCAGACCAGGUACCCAGAGCCGUUCACAGCAGGGUUCCUGCCAGGUGGGGGCAGUGAGUUCCAGGUGUGUCCCUCCUCAGGUGAGCUCCUCCCAGUGGGGUCAGCCGGUACCCUCCUCACCGUCUCCUUCACCCCCUCCAUGUACAGCAAGAGACACCACGCUACGCUGCUGGUCCAGACAGCAGACAUGCAGUGGACGUACGAGGUGAAAGGAACCACGCCUGCUUACACCCCACCCCACUCUGCCUCCUCCAAUGGGAACACCUCUUCCAGGGAAGUCCCUCCCACUGAUGUCCGCCAGAGGAACUUUGUGUCCCGGAACCUUCAUCUCCCAGCUGUGGCUAACUCCUCCCCCAUCAAACACAGAGCCUCCGCCUCGCAGAUCAGAUAGAGAGAUCAUUCUCACACUACACCCCCACCCCAUCCCUGUGUCAUACAGGAGGGUUGAAUAAUUAAAGUGCCUGUACUUCA
Messenger RNA from Oncorhynchus keta (chum salmon), 4508 nucleotides. RefSeq names its product cilia- and flagella-associated protein 47-like. The record is from RefSeq and is a predicted model, not a curated record. NCBI's taxonomy places the organism in Eukaryota, Metazoa, Chordata, Actinopteri, Salmoniformes, Salmonidae. The coding region runs from base 28 to 4428 and encodes 1466 amino acids. The transcript is spliced from 25 exons.